GAGACACCGUUCUGCCUCAGAGUUGGACUCCUUCUCCCCUACUCCAUGUCAGAUUCCAACACAACUGACUUCAUCAAUCCCUCCACAUUCAUUCUGAUGGGCAUUCCUGGCCUGGAGGCAACCCAUGUCUGGAUUUCCAUCCCCUUCUGCACUAUGUACAUCAUAGCCAUCUUGGGGAACUUCACCAUCCUGUUCAUUGUGAAGAGGGUGCCGCACCUCCAUGGGCCCAUGUACUAUUUCCUCUGUAUGCUGGCCAUCACAGACCUGGUCCUGUCUACAUCCAUCCUGCCCAAAAUGCUGAGCAUCUUCUGGUUCAGUUCCCGGGAGAUCGAUUUCAGUGCCUGCCUCACCCAGAUGUACUUCAUUCACUGCUUCUCAGCGAUGGAGUCUGGGAUCUUCAUGGCCAUGGCUCUGGAUCGUUACGUGGCCAUCUGCCAUCCCCUGAGAUAUUCCACCAUCCUGACAAACCCCAUUGUGGCCAAGAUCGGCCUGACCAUGGUGCUGCGCGGUGGCAUGCUUGCACUUCCCUAUCCCUUCCUGGCAAGGCAAUGGCCAUAUUGCAGAACCAACAUCAUCCCCCAGCCAUACUGCGCGCAUAUAGCCGUGGUGAAUCUGGCUUGCGCCGACACCCGCAUCAGUAGUUACUAUGGCCUGUUUGUGUUAUUCUGCGUGAUGGGCCUGGAUGUGAUUUUUAUCGCCAUGUCCUAUGUCCAGAUCCUCAGGGCCAUCUUCAGCCUUCCCACAAAGGACGCCCGGCUCAAGACUUUUGGGACCUGCAGCUCCCACCUCUGUGCCAUCUUAGCCUUUUACAUCCCAAAUCUCUUCUUCUCCCUCCUGCACCGGUUUGGCCAGAAUGUGCCCCUACAUUUCCAUGUUCUCAUUGCCAACCUGUACCUCUUGAUGCCCCCCAUGCUAAACCCCAUCAUCUACGGGGUGAGGACCAAACAGAUUCGGGGCAGGCUGCUCCAGCUCUUUACUUAUGAAAGGGCCUAA
Molecule: messenger RNA, 993 nt
Organism: Malaclemys terrapin pileata
Lineage: Eukaryota; Metazoa; Chordata; Testudines; Emydidae
Product: olfactory receptor 52R1-like
Exons: 1
Coding region: 46-993 (315 amino acids)
Biological process (GO): G protein-coupled receptor signaling pathway
Cellular component (GO): membrane
Molecular function (GO): G protein-coupled receptor activity; olfactory receptor activity
Source: RefSeq, a predicted model, not a curated record